This is a messenger RNA of Trichoderma atroviride IMI 206040, 755 nucleotides long. NCBI's taxonomy places the organism in Eukaryota, Fungi, Ascomycota, Sordariomycetes, Hypocreales, Hypocreaceae. The record is from RefSeq and is a predicted model, not a curated record.
GCGCCACCGCAGACUCAGCGUCCACAUCAUCGCCAAACCAAUCUAUCACCAUGGGUAAAGUUCACGGAUCUCUUGCCCGUGCCGGCAAGGUCAAGUCUCAGACUCCUAAAGUUGAGCCUCAGGAGAAGGCCAAGACCCCCAAGGGUCGUGCUCUCAAGCGCCACAAGUACACCCGACGAUUUGUCAACGUCACCCUGACCGGUGGCAAGCGGAAGAUGAACCCUAACCCCGGCUCAUAAACAAAUUUCAACAUGGCUAGGGAAAGAAGGAUUUGAGGAUUGACAACGGGGCCGUUCUCCGAUGGUUGUUUUAUUUCAGCAUAUAGGGAAAUGGAUUGAGUCGGGUCGAUUGGCUGGCUGAGCAUCAUCCACAAUUUGAGAGAUGCGACGAAGCGCGACGACUGUACUCGGCGUCUGGUGUCGUUUGUCAAUAUAACGAAGAUUCGUCCGCGACCACACACGUUCAGUUCAUGACAUUGCCGGUGAUGUUCUUUUUAUCCACUACGACCACAACCGUUCCAACGACCAAACUUUACGACGCCGUCAUUCCAUUUCAGUUCGUGGAGUAUUUACCAGUAUGUUAUUUUACGACACUGGCGAAACUUGUCAUAACAAGACUCUGCUUUUCUGGCCAGGAUCCGUAUCCGUUAAGUUGGCACGGAGACCGUAUUAUCUGCACCCGUAUAUCGUAGAAGUAAAUGAGACGAUGUUUAGUACCAGUCUUCCUAAGAUAGAACUCCGUUUUAGUUAAAUCAG